Molecule: messenger RNA, 3960 nt
Organism: Mesocricetus auratus (golden hamster)
Lineage: Eukaryota; Metazoa; Chordata; Mammalia; Rodentia; Cricetidae
Gene: Agps
Product: alkylglycerone phosphate synthase
Exons: 20
Coding region: 49-2061 (670 amino acids)
Biological process (GO): lipid biosynthetic process
Molecular function (GO): FAD binding; alkylglycerone-phosphate synthase activity
Source: RefSeq, a predicted model, not a curated record
GCCCCUGCCGCCAGUCGCCGCAGUGGCUGCCGGGAUGCGCCGCAGCGAAUGGUCGCGCGGGGCGCCGCUCUGAGUGACCUUUCACCCGCGCCCAGCGGCCUCGGGCGGCGGCACAAGGCGGAAGCCAUGGCGGAGGCGGCGGGCGAGGCGGGCGCGAGCGAGCGGGACCCAGACGCGGUCCGCGCGCGCCGGCGGCUGCGGGUUCUGUCGGGCCAUCUGCUGGGCCGGCCCCGGGAGGCUCCGAGUACCAAUGAGUGCAAAGCGCGGAGAGCCGCGUCGGCGGCCGGGGCGUCGCCCGCCGCUACUCCCGCCGCGCCGGAGUCGGGCACCAUCCCCAAGAAGCGGCAAGAAGUUAUGAAAUGGAAUGGAUGGGGCUAUAAUGAUUCCAAGUUCUUCUUCAAUAAGAAGGGCCAGGUUGAGCUGACUGGGAAAAGGUACCCUCUUAGUGGCUUGGCUUUACCAACUUUGAAAGACUGGAUUCAAAACACCCUUGGAGUAAAUCUGGAGCAUAAAACUACCUCUAAAGCAUCCUUAAAUCCUAGUGAAGUACCUCCUUCUAUUGUAAAUGAAGAUUUCCUUCAGGAACUUAAAGAAACGCGUAUUUCCUACUCACAGGAAGCAGAUGAUCGCGUGUUCAGAGCUCACGGUCAUUGUCUUCAUGAGAUAUUUAUGCUCAGGGAAGGGAUGUUGGAACGGAUUCCUGAUAUAGUUGUUUGGCCAAUGUGUCAUGAUGAUGUAGUUAAGAUUGUGAAUCUAGCGUGCAAAUAUAACCUUUGUAUCAUACCAAUUGGUGGAGGAACAAGUGUGUCAUAUGGCUUGAUGUGUCCUGCAGAUGAGACAAGAACAAUAAUUUCUCUGGACACUUCACAAAUGAACCGGAUUCUCUGGGUUGAUGAGAACAAUCUGACAGCUCACGUAGAGGCUGGGAUAACAGGACAGGAGUUGGAAAGACAGCUUAAAGAAAGUGGUUAUUGUACAGGUCAUGAACCAGACUCUCUGGAAUUCAGCACUGUGGGAGGAUGGAUAUCCACACGAGCAUCAGGCAUGAAGAAAAAUAUCUAUGGCAAUAUUGAGGACCUGGUGGUUCAUAUGAAAAUGGUAACACCUAGAGGAGUAAUAGAGAAAAGCUCCCAAGGACCUCGUAUGUCAACAGGCCCUGAUAUCCAUCACUUCAUCAUGGGAUCUGAAGGAACUCUUGGUGUAAUAACAGAAGCUACAAUAAAAAUCAGACCAACACCGGAAUACCAAAAGUAUGGCUCAGUAGCUUUCCCUAAUUUUGAACAAGGAGUAGCCUGUUUAAGAGAAAUUGCAAAGCAGAGAUGUGCUCCCGCAUCUAUCCGCCUCAUGGACAACCAGCAGUUUCAGUUUGGUCACGCUCUUAAACCUCAGGUCUCCUCUAUUUUUACAUCAUUUUUGGAUGGAUUAAAAAAGUUUUAUAUUACAAAGUUUAAAGGAUUUGAUCCGAAUCAACUAAGUGUAGCCACGUUACUGUUUGAGGGGGACCGUGAGAAGGUUCUUCAGCAUGAAAAACAAGUAUAUGACAUUGCUGCAAAAUUUGGUGGUCUGGCAGCUGGAGAAGAUAAUGGACAGAGAGGUUAUUUGCUGACUUAUGUCAUUGCAUACAUUCGUGAUUUGGGUUUAGAAUACUAUAUAAUAGGAGAAUCCUUUGAGACGUCUGCUCCUUGGGACAGGGUUAUAGAUCUGUGUAGAAAUGUAAAAGAGAGGAUAAGAAGGGAGUGCAAAGAAAAGGGUGUUCAGUUUGCACCUCUUUCUACAUGCAGGGUGACACAGACGUACGAUGUAGGUGCAUGUAUCUACUUCUAUUUUGCCUUUAACUACAGGGGAAUUAGUGACCCACUGACUGUGUUUGAACAAACUGAGGCAGCUGCUAGAGAUGAAAUCCUUGCCAAUGGAGGGAGCCUGUCACAUCACCAUGGAGUGGGCAAGUUACGAAAGCAGUGGCUAAAGGAGAGCAUCUCUGAUGUCGGUUUUGGGAUGUUAAAGUCUGUCAAGGAGUAUGUGGACCCCAGUAACAUCUUUGGAAACAGAAACCUUUUGUAACUCCAUGGAUAGCAUUAUGAAAAAUGUUACCUUUUUAAAGUCAUCAGCUAUGGUUAUACCAGUAAUUAUAUCAAGGACUGUACAUUUGUUUGUUGGUUUCAAAUAAGUUGGUUUUUGUUCUGUGCUUUGUUUCUACAUCUAUAGAUUGACAGAUGGCGUUCCUAGGUCUCUCUCAUUGUAGAUGUACCUGUUUAUAGUCAACUAACUGGUUGUCAUUUCAGAUUUAUCUGAAGAAGAUGCUGCCAGCUGUUUUACGUGCUCCUCUAGGUGAGCCGGGGCAGAUGGUGUCAUCUGCUGCUCAUCUAGCCUCUCCUCUGGUGUGUCCUUUCUUAAACAUUUCUCUAAAGCAGAUAUCUAGCAGAUUCUGCUGGGGAGAGAUAUUUGUGUGUGUUGUUAAAAGCGUCCUUUCCUGAGAGUAGGCCACUGAGGGAGAGGACACUCAGGCCAGGACCAGCAGUCUGUUACUAGCAUGCCUUCAUCUGUAUAAGGUGCUCAGCCUAAGCUUUGCUUGAAGUGAAUACACAGUUACAAACUUAAAUUGCCAACAUGCAAAUUACUCUGUGAGCAGACACAUUUUUGUCCUUGUGUCUGUUUCUAGUAGGUGUGAGUUGUAUUUGUGUCACCGUGGGUAAGCUGUUGUUGUGUCCUGCACCAUCCAUAACGUGCUUUGUAAGGAAAGCUGCCUUGCUACAGGUGACGGGCAGGGUUACCGUGAAGUGAAGGCCAUUGUCCACCCUCCAAUCCUCAUGUCUCUGCCGUCACGUGCUUUGUAAGGAAAGCUGCCUUGCUGCAGGUGACGGGCAGGUGUUACCGUGAAAUGAAGGCCAUUGUCCACCCUCCAGUCCUCAUGUCUCUGCCGUCACGUGCUUGUUGCCAAGUUGCACAGGCAACUGCAGCAUGAACAAAGGGAAGGCUCCUGAGCCUGCUGUCUCCAGUUUAAAGACUUGGCUAGAGACACAGUCGUCAGUUGACUCUUAGGUUUGAAAGCCUCUAUAAUUUCAAUAACAACAAUCUUUUUUUCUAAUUAGCCACAAAUAGCCUGAUAAAUUUUCAUGGAAAAUUAGUUUCAAUUCAGUUCUUAAUAAUGGUUUAAUGACUUUUUGAAUUACUGGUUUAACCUAAAUUUUAAAAAUGUAUUACUGCAUAUGCCAUAAUCACAAGUUUGAAAUAUCCUGUUUCUUAAAUAAAAAAGAGACUAUUAAUUACAUUUAGCAGACAUUUUUACAUUCACAACUGGAUAUUGAAAUAAGUAGAACAAUUGCUUUAAAUCACUGUUGAGGUUUCUGAUUCACAUUGUGAGAUGGGUUCUUUUCUUAAUGCAAUACCUAACUUUUGAUAAUUUUUUAAAAUAUUUAAUCAGAUAAUUAAGUCAAAAUGCAGACGAUCCUUUAAAAGGACACACUGUCUGUCUAUGUAGCAACAGCUCCAAAUAUAUUGGGGCAGUUUGAUACCUUUUUUUAUCUGAAGUAGCCUUAAACAUAACAGUGAAAAUUUAAAAUUGACAAAAUGAUAUUUUUAAGACUUCAAAAUGAUAAAUAAUUUUUAACUAUUAAAAUUGGCCUAAAACUAACAAAUUUAAAUCUGUUGGAAAAAUCAAUAUUAAGCAUUAGUUUAACAACAAAAACUCAAUAUUAAUUUUGGAAGCUGCCUCUUUAUUGAUGAUUUAUUUUCAAUUAUAAAAUUUCCAUAUCUUUGAUUAAAGAUUUUGAUGGUUUGAAAUAGCUGGACACUCAAGGAAAUUGCCUCUAGAAUUAUAAGAUUCUUUAUAAAAUGCAUCUCUUCCUGAAGAUGAUUCUCUAAUUGGUGAUUGAUAUGUAACAUUAAGUAAGAUUCCAACAUCUCACUGAAAGUGUAUACAUGUUUCCAAGUAAUUAUUUUUAAUAAACAGAUUUACUAGCA